Sinocyclocheilus anshuiensis is the source of this 783-nucleotide messenger RNA. RefSeq names its product carboxy-terminal domain RNA polymerase II polypeptide A small phosphatase 2-like. The coding region runs from base 1 to 738 and encodes 245 amino acids. The transcript has 6 exons. NCBI's taxonomy places the organism in Eukaryota, Metazoa, Chordata, Actinopteri, Cypriniformes, Cyprinidae. Gene Ontology annotation, molecular function: RNA polymerase II CTD heptapeptide repeat phosphatase activity. The record is from RefSeq and is a predicted model, not a curated record.
AUGGGAAAGUGGGCUGGGAGAGAAUGGAAGAGCUCAGCCGAGCAUCACGCUCGCGAUAAGAGCCGCUCUUGUCUUGUCAUCGGGUUCACCGCUUCGCUAAGGAAGGAUACGUGGAGGGAGCAGCUCAUGACAGGAUGCUUUGAAGUGGAUUUUGUGUUGAAAUGGAGCGUUUCUGCUUCUGUGCAGCGAGAACUGACCGGUCCGAGAUUUCCUCCGAUACCAGGAGAGUGUCUACUGCCAGCAGUGACCUCUCAGGACCAGGGAAAGAUCUGUGUGAUCAUAGAUCUGGAUGAAACACUGGUGCAUAGCUCCUUUAAGCCAAUAAGCAAUGCAGAUUUCAUUGUGCCUGUGGACAUUGAGGGGACCACACACCAGGUGUAUGUGUUGAAGAGGCCAUACGUGGAUGAGUUUCUCCAGAGGAUGGGAGAACUGUUUGAAUGUGUUCUGUUCACUGCCAGCCUUGCUAAGUAUGCAGACCCUGUGACUGACCUGCUGGAUCAGUGUGGCGUGUUCCGCACACGCCUCUUCCGUGAAUCUUGCGUCUUCUAUCAAGGCUGCUAUGUUAAAGACCUGAGUCGCCUCGGCCGUGAGCUCCACAAAACCCUGAUCCUGGACAACUCCCCUGCCUCCUACAUCUUCCACCCCGAGAAUGCUGUGGGUUUCACUGUCCUGCCGCUAUUUAGCGUUUUUGUUAAAGCCUGCCUUCUAGAUUCUCCCUCUUGCUAUUUAAAGGGUUAGUUCACCCAGAAAUGAAAAUUCUGUUAUUAGUUAGUGCCAUGUUAU